GAACACGUAAUACACAAAUUCUGAAUGGCCAGCCCCGAUGAUGCAGUGCUUCAUGUUGUGAGACACGCUGCAUUUCCUUUCAGCCCAUAACAGCCACAGAAGUCAAGUUGGACAUGAUUGGCACUGUCCUACCUCCUCGUGAGACCUGAGAUAGAUGUGGGGGCCUGACUUGUGAUGGCGAUCAAAUUCCUUCUAUGGCAAUAUUAAUCAUGGCUUCAGAGGACAGGAAGUUGCGGUUCCAAUACCACGGUGCUUCCGUGUCGACACAGCAUAUUUCCAGAGCUUCAAAUAAAAUUUGACGCCCUGCGACCUGUCUUGUGCAUCUCAAGCAUUCCAGUAUCUCUUCUUAUCCAUGAAAGAAACUAACAUCUUGAUCUCAUCUCAGUUAUGCCUACAACGUUGACCAAUGGCUCCGACGGGCCAGAGCAAAUGAGGGUCCCUAAGAAGCUCGUCCUUUGUUUUGAUGGCACUGGGAAUACUUUCACUGGCUCAAACUCUGACACCAAUGUUGUCAAAAUCCUCAGCAAACUUGAUCGCAAUGAUCCUACCCAGUACCACUAUUACCAAACUGGUAUCGGCACAUACGAUAUCAAUGAUGAGUCUGUCAAUAAGAGCGUUUUUGGUGAGAUCAAGAGUUACAUCUCCCAGACUAUUGAUCAGGCAAUUGGCACAACCUUCGACAGCCACGUGAUGGCAGGAUAUCGGUUCUUGAUGCGGUACUAUGACUCUGGUGACAAGAUCUACAUGUUCGGAUUCAGCCGCGGUGCUUUCACUGCCAAGUUCCUCGCGCGCAUGGUGAACACUGUAGGACUACUGUGCAAAGGCCAAGAGGAGAUGGUCCCCUUCGCAUACAAACUGUACCAGAAAUAUCUUGCUGGUGAAGUUGAGGACUUCAACGUGGCUCAUCCCAAAAAGUCGAAGAGAAAGAAGAACAAGGACAAAAAAGAUGCCGCCCCUCCGCCGGACACAUCGUUGAUAGAAGUGGAUCCCGAACCUCCUCACGACGGCCACGAAGAUGGCGCGUGUGAAGAUCCGGUCUACCACGGUCACAAGUUUGAGGUUGCUCGCGACGAGAUAGCCGCUUUCAGCGAUACCUUCUGCCGCAAGGAGAGGGUGAUGCACUGUGGUAAGUUGGAAGAGGCCAACAUCAAGGUGUUCUUCCUAGGCAUCUGGGAUUGCGUCAACUCUGUCGCUGUCCUCGAGCGUGAAGCGCCAGUUCCACAGCCGGUUGUCGGCACGGCAAACCACGUCCGCCACGCCGUGGCCAUUGACGAGCGUCGUGUCAAGUUCAAGGCCGCUCUCCUUGCCCAGGACAAGGAAGACGCCGAACAUAACCACGAAGACAUCAAAGAGGUGUGGUUCCCAGGAUGCCACGGCGAUGUCGGUGGCGGUUGGCCCGCAUCCAAGGACAACGCGUUCGACAACGGCAAGGAAACGGAAAUGACCUUCUGGCAGCGCAUCAAGCAUUUCUGGUGGACACGUCAAGACAAGGGGCCAGGCAAGGCCCUUGGUGCCGAUCGUCUCCAGCUCAGCGACGUCCCGCUUGCCUGGAUGAUCCGCGAGAUCGAGCUAGUCGGGGAGCAGGACCCUUCAGCGGCACUCAAGUGGCGCCCCACUGUGCAUCAUUUCAAAGAGCACUUCACCAAGAAGAAGCACAAGGCGAUGAAAGGGGCCAUUCAUGACUCGCUUGCCCUGGGGAAGGGAACAAGCCUCUUCAAGGUGAUGUUGUGGAAGUUUAUGGAAUGGUUACCAAUCAUCAAGCGCUGGGAACUGGAGCUCCAUGGAUGGGAGAACGUCCGUUUCCCGCUUAACAAGGGCAACACGCGCGACAUCCCAAAGGACGCAGUGCUUCACGAAUCUCUCCUGUGGCGUCUACUGAAUGAUGACAAAUACUGCCCUAGGAACAACCAUGGUGGGCGAGAGCUGCCCUGCCUAAAGCACAAGAACAAUGUCGCCGAAUGUCUCCCUAUGAAUGAGCACGAACAUACUCCGGAUUGCGACCACAAAACUUUCAUUAUCAAGAAGUCCGCGUCUGAUAUGAGCAGUAUGACGUAGCGAGAACAUAGUGAAGGCGGCGAGAAGACACAAGUAAUCAAGUAAUAGUUUCGUAUCUUUCUGUUGAGCUGGAGGGAAAAUAUUGGUGGCAUAAUCGGCAGAUAUCACUUGAAUUGGAGGCAGGAGCUGACAAAAAUGAUAUGCGAGGUAAAAGCGAUUGCCAUUGAACGUGAAAUCAAAUUUGUCCUUUUCCGGACCUUCUUCUUUCAA
This is a messenger RNA of Diaporthe batatas, 2265 nucleotides long. RefSeq lists its product as uncharacterized. The coding region runs from base 388 to 2055 and encodes 555 amino acids. The record is from RefSeq and is a predicted model, not a curated record. The transcript is spliced from 4 exons. NCBI's taxonomy places the organism in Eukaryota, Fungi, Ascomycota, Sordariomycetes, Diaporthales, Diaporthaceae.